AUGUGCUGGAAGCCGAGGGCCUCAAACAAGAAGUCGAGGCAGGAUGCGGCAGUACACAACGUUGGAUCACCCUUCGAGAGGAUCGCCAUCGACAUCGCUGGACCAUUUCCCGUGACAGACGCAGGGAAUAAAUAUCUCCUGGUGGCCAUGGAUUACUUCACGAAAUGGCCAGAAGUAUACGCCAUACCAAACCAGGAGGCAUCUACUGUGGCAGGAUGCUUGGUGAACGACUUCGUCUGCCGGUACGGGGUACCCCGUGAGCUACACAGCGACCAAGGGACGAACUUCGGUUCUAUCUUGAUGAGGGAUGUUCUUCAGCGUCUGGGAGUGCAUAAGACACGGACAACCCCGCUUCACCCGCAAUCCGAUGGGAUGGUUGAGAGAUACAUCAAGACUCUCCAAGAAUGGUCUUCGGAAGAGAACUUCGGCUACCAAGUGAUCUCAAUGUUCGGCCUACCACCUGACAAGGAGAGGCCAGCGACUGACUUCGCCUCGGAACUCGUUGAUCAAUUGCACGACACUCACGAGUUUUGCUCGCCAGCACCUGAAGGUCGCCAGUGA
Homalodisca vitripennis (glassy-winged sharpshooter) is the source of this 561-nucleotide messenger RNA. RefSeq lists its product as uncharacterized. The record is from RefSeq and is a predicted model, not a curated record. The coding region runs from base 1 to 561 and encodes 186 amino acids. The transcript has 2 exons. Gene Ontology annotation, molecular function: nucleic acid binding. Gene Ontology annotation, biological process: DNA integration. NCBI's taxonomy places the organism in Eukaryota, Metazoa, Arthropoda, Insecta, Hemiptera, Cicadellidae.